Messenger RNA from Penicillium salamii, 1722 nucleotides. The record is from the annotation of a GenBank genome assembly. NCBI's taxonomy places the organism in Eukaryota, Fungi, Ascomycota, Eurotiomycetes, Eurotiales, Aspergillaceae.
AUGAAUUGCCCCUCGCGGAACGAUGACACUCUUGCCCACCCGGGCUGGAAUCAGAGUCCACCGCCCUUCAGUGCGGACACCACCACCCGGAAUGACUUUAAUGGCCUCGCGAAUUCCCGGGUCCAUCGCAGACAUGCUCUCAAUUCAGAUACAGCAGAUGACCCGGCGUCAAUUGAAAAUAGACCGCACAGCCAGCAACAGCGUGAUCCUGGGAAGGAAAAAUCCCCCAGUGGCGAAGUGACCGCUGCCGACGGGGGUAAUUCACCCCCGGAGAGCAGGUCACCUCGCCUUGCCUUUUCUGAAUAUAUUCAUUCCUCAGCGCUGCGCUGUGCCCAGACUUUGGUGAAAUUCGGCCGUUUCAUCGGCCCUGGAUUUCUGAUUGCCGUUGCCUAUAUUGACCCAGGCAAUUAUGCCACUGAUGUUGCAGCCGGUGCGCAGUUCAAAUACGCAUUACUGUUUAUUGUCCUACUUUCCAACCUAUUUGCGAUUCUAUUGCAGUCUCUCUGCAUCAAGCUAGGCUCAGUGACAGGCUUGAAUUUGGCAGAGAAUUGUCGAGAGCAUCUUCCCAAGUGGGUGACUAUCUGUCUCUACAUCCUGGCCGAAGCCGCCAUCGUCGCCACGGAUAUUGCAGAGGUGGUUGGAUCCGCUAUCGCCUUGAAUCUUCUUUUGAAAAUCCCUCUGGUAGCUGGUUGUGCCAUCACACUGGUGGAUGUCCUUUUCAUUCUGAUUUUCUACCGGCCCAAUGGAACCAUGUGGGGAUUGCGCCUUUUCGAGUUCUUUGUGAUGGCUCUGGUGCUGGGAGUCGUUGUGUGCUUCUGCAUCCAGCUUUCGCUCAUCCAAGACCAAUCGGUUGGUGAAGUUUUCCGGGGCUAUGUACCUUCUUCGGCCAUCGUCACAUCGGAAGGGCUUUAUCAAAGUUGUGGAAUCCUCGGAGCCACAGUCAUGCCGCAUUCUCUCUUCCUGGGCAGCGGUGUUGUCCAGUCUCGCCUCAAAGAAUUUGAUGUCACGUCUGGCUACGUGGAGACCACAGUGCCCCUGGGCAAUGCUGAUGGCGAAGUCAAAUAUCGCCCAUCUAUCCAUGCGAUCCGAGGCUGCAUGAAGUACUCGAUCGUUGAGCUCUCCCUGUCACUUUUCACAUUCGCUCUAUUUGUAAAUAGCGCAAUUCUCAUCGUCGCAGGUGCCUCUCUAUACAAGGUCCCUGGAGGCGCUGAUGCGGAUCUGUUCGGCAUCCACAGUCUUCUCUCGUCAUCUAUCUCAUCUGCCGCAGGUUUGGUGUUUGCCCUCGCUCUUCUGCUGUCAGGUAUAUCUGCCGGCAUUGUCUGUACAAUCGCUGGUCAAAUGGUCAGCGAGGGGAUGCUGAACUGGACUAUUAGGCCCUGGAUGCGCAGACUCAUUACCCGCUCGAUCAGCAUCAUCCCCAGCAUCAUCAUUGCUGCUGCGGUCGGAAAAGAGGGUCUUGAUAAGACUCUAACAGCCAGUCAAGUUGUCCUGAGUGUCAUCUUGCCAUUUGUUUCGGCGCCUCUUAUUUGGUUCACAUGCUUCAACCGCUACAUGACAGUCCGAACGGAGGAGCCUGGCGAGCGUGAUGGCGAAGUGGACGUGGUGACGGUACCGAUGAGGAACAGCCUGUUCACUUCUGUACUCGCAGGUGUCGUUUGGCUCGUCAUUGUGGUGAUGAAUGUGGCUCUGCUGGUCCUUGUGGGCAUGGGUAAAGCAUCUUGA